Messenger RNA from Rubroshorea leprosula, 2317 nucleotides. Lineage: Eukaryota; Viridiplantae; Streptophyta; Magnoliopsida; Malvales; Dipterocarpaceae. The record is from the annotation of a GenBank genome assembly.
UUUUACCCACAUUUAUGAAGAAAUUUUAGUGGGGAAGUGGGAAAAAAAAGGGAGCCUUUUCACAGGAGGAGAAAAAAGAUUGCUUUGCCUUAAGAAACCGACUCUUAACAGAAGUGGAAUGUGGGUUUGAAGACAGAUUACUCUAUAGUCGGCAAAACCCACUUUCUGUGCGUCGGUUCCUUUGUUCAAAAUCAAGAGAAUAGAUUAAAGCUGUCAUUUUUUUGAAGCAAUGUGUUUUUGUUUCUAAACAAAGCUGACUUUUUUUUCUUUUUCUUUUUUUUUUUUUGGAGUGUUUGGUGAAAAGAGAAUAUUGGGAAGCUGACCUGGGGUUCGUUUUCUAUUUCUAAAGAUUUUAAUUCUUUGCUCUCUUUUUCUCUUUUUAUUUUUAUUGUAUUGCUUGAUACUUGGAAUGGGGGGAUUAUUUUAGAAUUUAGAUUAAUGGGUCUUACAGUUCAUAUCUUGCCAGCAAGCAAAACGCGUUUGCUUUCCGUGUUGAUUUUUGUUCUCCCUCAAACGUGUUGUUGUUUGUUUUGCUUACAGGCAGUCACCAGAUCUGCAUUUGCAUUUGCAAGAAAUUCUCAGCAGACAUUCUUAUUGAUCAAGUGGGGAACUUUAGAGUUUGCUCUUGAAAGAUAAAUAAGUUCAGUGAAUUCAGAAAUUUUGCUCGAAGGAGGAUUGUGGCUUUGAGAUUUGUGGAGACACAGUUCUUUUUGAGCAAAAUUUUCUUUGAUUGAUUUACACGGGGUGUGACGUUCGUCACUGUAUUUGAGAUUGUUGGGGAGAUAGUAUUAUUUUGAAACAGAUUUGUUAAUCUGGGGGUCUUGUGCCAAAGGUGCAAAGCUUCCGCUGAUAGAUAUGGCAUCAGGAGAUGGAAGGCGUAAUCGCCAGGAUCUUGUGCCUCUUGCUGCCUUGAUUAGCAGAGAAAUGAGAAGUGAGAAGAUGGAGAAGCCGACCGUCAGAUAUGGGCAUGCAGCACAGUCUAGAAAAGGAGAGGAUUAUUUCUUGAUAAAAACGGAUUGUCAGAGAGUACCUGGCAAUUCUUCUUCAACCUUUUCUGUUUUUGCGAUAUUCGAUGGGCACAAUGGAAAGGCUGCAGCAAUUUAUACAAGAGAGAAUCUUUUGAAUCAUGUAAUGAGUGCUGUUCCUCACGGACUUGGGCGGGAUGAGUGGCUUCAAGCUUUACCUCGAGCAUUAGUUGCUGGUUUUGUAAAGACUGAUAAGGAGUUCCAGAGCAGAGGAGAAACAUCUGGAACUACAGCUACAUUUGUAAUAGUUGAUUCGUGGACUGUCACUGUUGCCUCUGUGGGAGAUUCACGUUGUAUUUUGGAUACUCAAGGCGAUUCUGUUUCCACAUUAACUGUUGAUCAUAGACUUGAAGAAAAUGUGGAAGAGAGGGAACGAGUGACAGCAAGUGGAGGUGAAGUUGGAAGGCUUAGUAUAGUUGGUGGUGCUGAGAUUGGACCUCUCCGUUGUUGGCCAGGAGGUUUAUGCCUUUCUAGGUCAAUUGGAGACACAGAUGUUGGAGAAUUUAUAGUACCUAUACCAUAUGUCAAGCAAGUGAAGCUGUCAAAUGCAGGUGGCAGGCUUAUAAUUGCAUCUGAUGGCAUAUGGGAUGCUCUAUCUUCAGAAGCUGCAGCAAAAUCUUGUCGGGGUUUGCCAGCUGAUCUUGCUGCUAGACAAGUUGUCAAGGAAGCAUUGAGGACAAGGGGACUAAAGGAUGACACAACCUGUAUAGUUGUUGACAUAAUUGCUCCUGACAAUUCAGAAAAGCCUUCACCAGUCAAAAAACAAAAUGUACUGAAAUCCUUGUUAUUUAGGAGAAAGUCGAGUUCCAAUAAAUUGUCAAAGAAGCUUUCAGCCGUUGGUAUAGUGGAAGAGCUAUUUGAAGAAGGCUCAGCAAUGCUUGCUGAAAGACUCGGAAAUGAUGAUGCCACGGGGCAAUCAACAUCUGGUCUUUUCACAUGUGCUGUAUGUCAAGUUGACCUUGCUCCAAGCGAGGGCAUAUCUGUUCAUGCUGGUUCCAUCUUCUCCACUAGCACAAAGCCCUGGCAAGGGCCAUUUCUGUGUGCUGGCUGCCGUGAUAAGAAGGACGCCAUGGAAGGAAAGCGUCCAAGUGGGGUCAAAGUGGCAUAAAUAGACUUCUUCCCCAUUAUUUCCCUCAUUUAUUUGUCCCUUAUUCUUUUCUUCUUUUAUCAUCUACCUUUUCCUAGGUCAGGCAGCAAUUGAUUCUAUCUUGCUUUAUAAUCAGAUGUAUAUGAGAUUAGUGAUUCAAUGAAUAAUAUAUAAUGAGUGUUGGCAAUGAAUUACAUGUUCCUAU